Molecule: messenger RNA, 2649 nt
Organism: Macrosteles quadrilineatus (aster leafhopper)
Lineage: Eukaryota; Metazoa; Arthropoda; Insecta; Hemiptera; Cicadellidae
Product: invertebrate-type lysozyme 6-like
Exons: 4
Coding region: 183-734 (183 amino acids)
Molecular function (GO): lysozyme activity
Source: RefSeq, a predicted model, not a curated record
ACAGUGAAGGCUUGUUCUUGAGUUGAUUCAAAGUAUCAUUGGAUAUCAAUUUUAUUUGUUGAAGUUUCAAAGUGAUAAAGUAUUAUUUUAAUUUACAAAUUCCUGUGACGUAAACAAACUUAAAUUACACCGGAAUUCGCUUGAUUCUAUAUACUAUUGUAUAAUCAUUUACCUGAAGAACAAUGAAGAAAAUUCUGGUUCUUGUGUGUUUGAUCUAUUUUAGUAAAGCAGUGUAUACUAAGGAACUCAGCCAGCUUGUGUCAGAAGAGUGCCUAGACUGCCUAUGUCAGUUGCUGACCAAGUGUGACCUCUACAGAGGGUGUGAAAACGGAGAUUGUGGACCGUUCGGAGUGACUAUGCCUUUCUGGGAGGACGCUGUGGGGAUACAGGACCAGGACGGAACCAAGAGAAAAGAUCCAAAACUGAUAUCUGAAUAUGAGAAGUGUGCUACAGAUCUGAUAUGUACUACUAAGGCGAUCCAAAAUUACAUGGAGUUGUACAAAAGAGACUGUAACAGAGAUGGGGUGAUUGAUUGUCUCGACUUUGCGGCUAUUCACACCCAAGGCCCGACAGGCUGCUUGAACGAGCCAUUUCCUGAGAAAAAGAAGAACUUUAUGGAAAACUGUUUAGAGGAAAACAUGUCAGGGAUAUAUUCUGCCAAGAUGCGAGAACUUGCCGAACUGGAGACUGUACAACAACUACAAGGAGAUAUGUCUCAAUGUCAAUACCCGUAACAUUUGUACAAACAAAAACUAUUUAUAUGCCUAUAUAUUUUUAAUACGAUUUAUAUACAGAGUGUUCAAAAAAAGGUGGGGACAUAUUUUACCUAGUGAUUUCUUGGGUAAAAAUAAAGAGAAAAUCACGUAUAACAUUUUUCCAAAAUCGCUUCGUUUACCAGAUAUUCACCAUUUUGUAUUUUUUACAUAAACAUUAUUAUCUUUUGACUCUUUCAACCGUUCUUUAUAAAACUUGGUUUGUAUGUUAAAGUAGAAGAUACCCAUGUUAAUCAACUUUAUGAAAAAAACGUCUAGAACACUUUUAUUUGGCAUUUUUAAUUCCCUAUCGAACAAUACCAAGUUCAUAAAUAUCGAAUAAGAAAUAGCCGAAAUAUUAUGAUUUUUAGUUGUAAAAUGGGACAAACCAGACUAGCUUCUGCCUUAUUCUACCCCAUUUUACAACAAAAAUCGUUAUAUUUCAGCUAUUUCUUAUUUUCUAGACGAUUUUUCAUAAAAUAACCGUUUUUGAGUAACUUUGAAAAAUUUAAAUGGCCGUCAUUUUGAAAUUUUAAGUUAAAUUAAGAUGAUUUUUUUUCUAACAUGGGUCUCUUUUAUCUUAACAUACAUACAAAGUUUUAUAAAGAUCAGUUGAAAAGUCCAAAGAUAAAAAGUUUACUUAAAAUAUACAAAAUGGCGGAUAUCUGGUUAACGAAGCGAUUUUGGAAAAAUUGUUAUACUUGAUUUUCUCUUUUAUAUUGGCCUUUUUGAACACCCUGUAUAUAUAUACUUAAAAAAUGUGGAAAACAUUGUAUAUUUUUAAUGUAGGCCUCAUAUUGGUUUCUGCUUCUAUUGUAUUUACUUCUAUGUUUUAAAAGCUAAACAAUGCUAUAAAAAUAAUUCCACGUUUUUAUAUGAAGGUUAUACAAUUUCAUUACACACAAAAUACCUUUUCCUACAGUUACCUAACAAUGUACAUGUUCUCUCACUGAUUUGAGAAAGCAAAGUGGCGAAUUCGCUCAUCAGUGAGACAAUGUUAACAUUGUCUCACUCUAAUUACUUUGUCUCACUCCAGAUUUGCAACGUGAAUGCACGAAAUAGUGAGCGCGUAACAUGCAGGCAACGUCGUAUGCACACGAAAUACGUUGGCAGCACUGGCUGUAAAUCAGCUGGUCAGCUGUUGUACUGUUGUAUUUGUCACUUCACGUUAAAUGUUAUAUUAAAAGUUCACUUCUGUGUAAAAAUAGGUUAUGUUUAUUCACCAAUUUAUUUGUUUUAUGGUAACUGUAGGAAAAAUUAUAAUGUGCAACUCGAGUUCAAAGUACAAUUGCCUCACUCGAGAAACCAUUCCUCACUCGCCUACGGCUCGUGAGUAAGGAUUUCUCUCGAGUGAGUCAAUUGCUCACUUUUCUCACUAGUUGCACAUAUAACUAUUGGGAUGUGAGAAUGCAUUUUUGAGUUUUACAACUUUUUAAAGUCUUUUAUCAAAACUAUCAGAUAAUCUUCUUAACCAACCUAUUAUAUGAAUAUCCAAUAACAUAUUCAGUUAUAUUUAAUUUAAUAAGUGUAUUUUCAUUUUUCGUUAUUCAUAAUCAAAAUAACAUUUUUAAUAAUCGUAUUUGUACAUUCGUUUUACCAUUAAAUCAAAAUAUGAAAUACUUGAAAAUCACUUGUCGUAACCAAAACUCCACGCUACGUUGUUUAAAAUACUUGAAAACCACCCGCAAACCAAGAAUGUUUAUAAUUGGCGUAUUCAAAUGUGAAUUUUUAACGAUCAUUCCGGUUGGAUAUGUUACUACUAACAUUUCCGAGAAUUUUAAUUUCAGUUGAGUGUUAACACCGAUGGAUGUUAAAGUGUUUCGAGGACUGAGACUAAACAAAAUAUUCCCACAUACAUUUAUAAUUGUUUGAUUAAAAAACAUUCGGUUAACGUUUU